Messenger RNA from Carassius carassius (crucian carp), 4106 nucleotides. It is a transcript of the gene ttbk2a, whose product is annotated as tau tubulin kinase 2a. Gene Ontology annotation, biological process: cilium assembly; peptidyl-serine phosphorylation; signal transduction. The record is from RefSeq and is a predicted model, not a curated record. NCBI's taxonomy places the organism in Eukaryota, Metazoa, Chordata, Actinopteri, Cypriniformes, Cyprinidae. The transcript has 16 exons. The coding region runs from base 328 to 3852 and encodes 1174 amino acids. Gene Ontology annotation, molecular function: ATP binding; protein serine/threonine kinase activity. Gene Ontology annotation, cellular component: ciliary transition zone; nucleus; cytoplasm.
GCGAGCACCAGACGGAUCCGAUGAGACGCGCGUCACGAACCCGCAGAGAUGCUGAAGCAGCCGCGAUAAUUAAGGGACAUUUACAAAAACACGGCGUUGUUUGUGCAUAUAUCAGAGAAAAGAUAUCUCUCGCCGACCUCAUGGAUGAACACACCGCAUAUAUACACCAUCUGACGUCUUCGCGGAUUUUAAAGCGCAUUUUGUGAGAUUUAUAAACCACACCCGGCGCUGUGGUUUAUAAGUGGAUUGAGUGGGCACCACACGGCUCCAAUGCCAGACCCAGACCCCUGUCUCUGGCGUUAGGUGACGAGCUCGACCACAGACAGGAUGAGCGCAGGGCAGGAGCAGACGGACAUCCUGUCAGCAGGCAUUCUAGUGAAGGAACGAUGGAAAGUACUGAAAAAAAUUGGCGGUGGCGGUUUUGGCGAGAUCUACGAGGCUCUGGACCUGAUCAACUGCAUCAGUGUGGCUCUGAAAGCAGAGUCCGCUCAACAACCCAAACAGGUUCUGAAGAUGGAGGUGGCGGUGCUGAAGAAACUACAAGGAAAAGAUCACGUUUGUCAGUUUGUUGGAUGUGGCCGCAACGAUCGCUUUAACUAUGUUGUCAUGGAGCUUCAGGGCCGUAAUUUAGCCGAUCUGAGGAGGAGCAUGAACCGGGGCACUUUCACAGUCAGCGCUACACUAAGACUGGGUCUGCAGAUCCUGGAGGCCAUUGAGAGCAUCCACUCAGUUGGCUUUUUACACCGUGACAUCAAACCGUCCAACUUUGCCAUGGGCCGAUUUCCUAGCACAUGUCGAACUUGCUACAUGUUAGAUUUUGGUUUGGCGCGCCAAUUUACAAACUCCUGCCAAGAAGUCAGACCGCCCCGUCCUGUUGCAGGGUUUAGGGGUACAGUACGAUACGCCUCAGUCAAUGCCCAUAAGAACAAGGAAAUGGGAAGACAUGAUGACUUGUGGUCUUUGUUCUACAUGCUGGUGGAGUUCUUGGUUGGGCAGCUCCCCUGGAGGAAGAUAAAAGACAAGGAGCAAGUGGGGAAGUUAAAAGAGACAUACGAUCAUCGGCUCAUGUUGAAACACCUGCCCCCAGAAUUCAGUUUUUUUCUGGAGCACAUCAGCAAUUUGGACUACUUUACCAAACCUGACUACCAGCUUCUGAGGACUGUUUUUGAGAAUAGCAUGAGAACCUACAAUGUAGUGGAAAAUGACCCAUAUGAUUGGGAAAAGAUGAGCUCAGAUAGCCCACUGACAAUCACCGCUGCAGCAAACACGCCACAGCACCAUACGCGCCUCACACCAGCUCAGAUGGGCAUUGUGAAUGCCUCACUGCUGCCUGGAGAUCUGAAGGAGAACACAGAUGAAGUUCUGCAAGAUGAGCAGCUCAGUGAUGGGGACAAUGCUCGGCCCGAGAACCUGAUUGGAUCUCCGAACCUUCCUCUCAGGAACCAGGAGACUGAUGUCUGGGAGGACCUGGACCGCAACCGGAACCAAAUUUGUCCUGCUGUCUGGAAGAUGGGAACAGAUGAUGAGCAUAGCAACCAAGGCAAUCAAAGCCCCCAUGCCGGGCCUAGCAUUGGCUCACCAGUGCGAAUCCGGUCAGAGGUGGUACCCUCAGAUAGAGACACUCCUCUUCUGAGGAAACUGCGCAACAUCCAUAGCUUUGAGCUGGAGAAGAGACUAACUUUGGAGCCCAAACCCAACACUGAGCGGUUUGUAGAGGCCUGUUCUGGCAAGCAGCCACCUGGUACAGUACAGGAAUGGGACGCUGAUGGCGUCCCUGGCAUGGCCAUGUUGAACGGAUGUCGCACAGAGCGAGUUUGGCACUAUGACGAUGAAAUCCGCUCUGGUGGUGGCUCGCCCAAGCCUGCUUCACCGGGAUCUCCUGAGCAGGGCAACGGUACAGCUAAUAGUGGCUUUGUUGCUCUAAACCUGAGCUCAGGCCUACAAGAUGUUGAGUUGCAUGAUUGGGUGAUGGUAGAGAAAGGCUCUGACCUGCCGGACUUCAAAGAGGCAGCAGGAAGUAGCCCAGGUCUCAAACUCACUAGUAGCCCAUCUGAUGAGUGUGAAGAGGAGCCAGAAAUUUUGCAGCCAAUGGAUGAAUCACCAGAUAAAGAAUCCACUCCUAGUCCCGUACAUGGAGGUGCCCACACACCUCACACAGUCCAGGGCCCACAAAGGAUGGAUGGGUUGGAGCUCAGUGUAUUUCCCACUGCUGGUGGACCUCCUGUUACCCCCACCAGCCCUGGUGAGGCACUGGCUGAAGGAGCACUCACACAGCUGCCCACCUCUCCUGCAUCCCAACCUGAGGAGCUUGUUGCAAGGACGUGCAGCCCCCUGCUCCUGCGCUCCCCUAGCCCGCUCACCCUCCUGACCUCCCUGUCGGACCCCCUCCACCAGCGCGCCCCGCCUGGGAUGUGGCGCAGCCAAUCUGCAGACCACCAACAACACCCAUCCUCUUCCACCUCCUCGUGCCACGCCUCGCUGCCACUACCUUCUAAACCCUGUUCUGCCCAUUCGCCUGGACGCAGGAAACUUCCUGCCAUUCCAGCGACUGCUGCAAACACCAAGUUCCCCUCAGUCAUACGAAUCACCCGCGCUCAGCUUCAGCAGCUGACAGCUCAGCGCCCCUCUGUGCUGUCCUCCCAGUCUGCAUCUGACAGUGUUCCACUGCAGAGACGUGAUACUGAAAAUGGUAACAAUGAGAUGCAUCCACAUGACAACACAGCUGACAUCAACUCCCCACAGGAGCAAGUUGCCUUCCAGCCCACCAGUCCCUCUAAUGUUGAGGGGGAUCCUUUGCUAAAUGGGAAUGGCCCUCUGAAACCUUCAAGCCCAGUGCCAAACCUGGUCCCAUCUCCAUGCACACCUCCCUCUCAGCGUAGCCCAGUUCUCAUGAAUGACUGUCUAACACCUCCUUCAGACACACAAAGACAUGGCAACGAGCAGCCUCCAAAGCUAAAAGACCCCAAGAGGGAGUCUCCCAUCAUUAAACGCUCUGUCGAACACAACCAGUGUACUCUGGAGGAGGGAAAGGAAGAUGCUCCUUCCAGAAACGGCACUUCUUCUCCAGUUUCUGCUCCCAAACAAGACCCCAGUCGUCGGCACAGCCGUAUCCCAGUGUUAGAACCAUCUAGCCUUCUGGAUCCACCAACUGGAUCUGCUAAAGAGAAGUUGCUGCAGAGGAGGGUUCACCACAUUCCAAUUUCACCCUCCGGUUCCCCAUCAUUAUCCUCUGACAGGCGUGUCAUUGUGGCUGCUAUGCAGCGGGACCAGAUUUCUUCUGUCUCUUCUGAACGCUCUCAAGAUGAAGAAUCACUUCUGGGUUCUCAUUCUGAUCAUCAUGGAGAUGAUGCUCCUUCACUGUCCUCAUCCUCUAGUCCACUUUUACGGAAGAGCAAGAUACCACGCCCAAUCACACCCACAACGAGCGGGGAAGCCGUUACUGAACACUUCAUGCCUCGUCCACCAUCAGGAAAACCUCCUAGCCGCUCCACUAUGGAUGGAAGACUAAGGCGGUACAGGAUUCGUGCCGGCAGCACCAGUGACUCAGAUCUGCUGACCUGUCUGGCCCAGCUAAUGCACACCAGGUCGCUCCGUGACUCUCCACACCCCAGCUGCUCCUCUCCCCCGCACAUAAGCACCAGGCACGUGUUCGGCGGUCCCACCGCUGCUCACCACCUCCACCAGCGCAGCUCUAGCGCCUCCCCCCGCAGCUCCUCCUCACUACAGCGCCGCUCUCAUCCUCGCACGCAGGAAGGAUGCUGUGGGAGACAGGCCCAUUCUGUCACCGUACACAUCCAGCGGGGCAAAGCCGGCAUCCGUGAGGUCAGGUGCUCAAACAAGCUGAGCAGAUAGUCAACCACAGGUUUCAGACACUAGUGGAAGAUGUGAACGUGUGAAAUUGUGAAAGAGUGAAACUUUCCACAAUAGCUAACAAAAUAUGAUUCUCAUUCCUUCGCACAUCAGCAGCUCCAUUGCUUUCUCUACAUCAGUAGCCUAAAUUUUAUCACGCUGGCUUUUGGGAACACCAAAGUCACUUUUAGAACUUGGGAGGUUAUACAUGAAGGUGAUUAGCUGGAUCGUUAGUACUUUAUAGUUUCUUUACUUAC